Molecule: messenger RNA, 14911 nt
Organism: Mercenaria mercenaria
Lineage: Eukaryota; Metazoa; Mollusca; Bivalvia; Venerida; Veneridae
Exons: 5
Coding region: 170-2998 (942 amino acids)
Biological process (GO): regulation of transcription by RNA polymerase II
Molecular function (GO): protein binding; RNA polymerase II cis-regulatory region sequence-specific DNA binding; DNA-binding transcription factor activity, RNA polymerase II-specific
Source: RefSeq, a predicted model, not a curated record
AGACAACAACAACAAGCGAUGCAAACAGAAAUCAAUAAAUUUGGAAAAGAAAAUGCUCCUUGUAUUCGUUUUCCUACUAAAGUUCAAACUGUUGUCAACUUUAGAAUUAAUACAUUUAAUGCGAGGAAAAGUGGUGAGACCGAAAAUCUUAGGAGAAAAUUAAGUGAAAAUGGCAUGGAACCUUACUGAUGAAUCUUUUAUGAGAAACCAGAGCGGCCUGCCCAUACCUAGUCAUAAAUUUGGUGUGACCUCUAACAAAGAAACUCAUGAUGUUUUCAGUGUUCUCUCUAAUUUGAAGAAACUUAGAGAUGAAGACAUAUUCUGCAACCUGAAACUGCAUGUUAACGGUGCUCAGUUUAGUGUUCAUAGAGUUAUUGUGGCUGCAUGGAGUCCUAAGUUAGCUAGUUUGUUGGUAGGACAAGAUGAUGCAACUUCGGAACUUCUUAUUCAGUUCGAACAUGACAAAGCUUUUUCGGACUGUUUAGAAUACAUGUACUCAGGACUGUGCUCGCCAAAUGAAACUAAUGUACUACCACUGUUGGAACUUGGAAGGGGACUAAUGAUUGACGGUUUAGUCGCAGCUUGUGAAAGUUACCUUCAAAAAAGUGUCUGCCUGCAGGAUUUUGUAACCAAAUAUUUUAUGAGUUUAAAGUAUGAUCUUAAAGUUUUGGAAGAAAUCGUAGUGGAUUUCAUAGAAACAAAUAUUGCUACAGUAAUAGAACAGACUGAUCUAUUGAACCUACAGCCUCCUGACUUCAGGACUUUCUUAAUCUCAGGGAAGAUGGGCAGCGUUAAACAAGAAGUGAAGUUCUCUUUGAUAAUUAGCUGGGUUGGAUUCAACAUUCCAGAGCGGGACAAAUACCUUUUGUACUUAUUUGAUCUUGUAAACUGGACCCAUUCAGUGAAUGACCUUCUUAUUCAGAUAAGCUGUACACAGAAUAUUUUCACAACAAAUGAGUUUUGCCUGUUUCAGCUUCUACACAGUCUAGUCUCAGCUAUAGGUCAUCAUCUUGGGCCAUUUAUAACAGCCUAUCCUCGCUUAUUCUCUAUCUACUCACACAUGUUAGAAGAUCUCACUCACCCAAAUGCUUUCCUUGCUGCUGGUCAGUAUCACCAAGAGCUUGCACCAAUCACUAUCAGCCAAGUGCUUAAUAAAGUAACCAAACAGAUGCCAAAAGACACAAAAGAUGCUGCAGUAAAUACUGAUUUUGAAUUUGAUCUGUCAGCAUUCCAAGCUUCAGUUACCUCUCCAGAAAGUAAAGAACUAAGCGCAGAGGCAUGUAACCUGGAAGAUCUGAAAAAGACUUGUGAUAUUGAUACGGAAGUGGCUGCAAGUUCAGCAAUGCUUGAAGGUGUACAAGUUGAUACUACUGCUAUAGAAAAUUCUCAGUUAAGUGUCAAACAUAGGAGGAAAAGUCUUCCAAGGAAAUUACCAGUAAAAAAUGCUAACAAGGAGCCAAAAGAGAGAAGGAGAAAAUCGAGGAAAUUUGCUUUGAAGGAACCAGAGGAAGACAAAAAUAUCGAGCAGAUGGGUGAAGUAAAUGGUACUAACGAUGCAAAGGAGACUGAAGUGUUGUUUAGAGUUGAUGAAAAAGAAGAAAACACAGUUGACUAUAUCUUAGGAAAUACAACUGAACCUGGUAAAGGGGAGAAUGAAAUAAAUGAACCUGAAGGUGAACACAUAGAUGAUGAAGGUGAACUUGAAAAAUCUGAAAUAAAGAAAACAAGGUUAAAAAUCACUUUAAAAAGGGGUAUACUAAAAAAGGGUAGAAAUACAAAAAGUCAUGUCAAGGCCAGUAAGCCUAAAAAAGCUGUAGCACCAAGACAGUCAAGAAAGUUAUCAGAAUCUAGUCUACAAAGGGUACAUUGCACAUACGAGAACUGCGACUUCACUGCUAAAGCACCAGAUGUUCUUGAAAAACACGUUGAGCGUGUUCACAUGAUAAAUGUUAAUUUGAGAUGCUGGAAAUGUGAUUUUACAGCCAGGGAAAUGAGGGAUCUGUGCCAACAUUUGAAGGAUCAUUUCCCAAAGGCUCCAUUUGUUUGUGAUGUUGAGCCUUGCACCAUGAGGUUCUUGAGGCUGGGCCUCUUUGUGCGCCACCACAUGUCACAUAUGAAACAGAAGCCAUAUCAGUGUGAUUUCUGCAUGAAGUCUUUCGCAACAUACAACCAGCUGAGCUGUCAUAAGAAAUUGCAUGAAGGACGUCAGUUUGAGUGUGAUGUUUGCUUCAAAAAGUUUGGCACAAAGGGUGUAAUGCAGCAACACAGGGCGAUACACUUUGAUAACAAGCCUUAUCUGUGUGACUUGUGUGGGUUUUCGACCAAACAUCAGUCACACCUUAUAUCUCACAGGAAAAUACACACAGGAGACGUAAAGCGAUGUACAUUCCCGAACUGUAACUACUCCACACCUAAGUCAGCGCAUAUGACGCAGCAUAUGAACUCACAUCUCAACAUACGUAAUCAUAUCUGUCAGGUGUGUGGAAAAUCAUUUGUCGUGAGAGGUAAAUUAUUGCGGCACGAGAGGAUUCAUUUGAAGGAAAAACUGUUCAAAUGUAAACAGUGCGAGUAUCAGACAUCACGAACAGAUCGUAUGAAACUUCAUAUAGAGAGUCAUGGUAUCAAACUGAAGAAGAAGAAUAAAAACAACAUGGCUUCUGGUUACGACUAUGAUAGUGAACCAGAUAUUGAUUUCCAUCAGUUAUAUGAGAAAGUUCACCAUGAAGAAGAUCCCGGAUUACCAACGCAGGUGUCUGUACCGUCUGCUAGUCAGAUCUCGAGUAUGCCAUAUUUGUCAAUGGCGGAGAUAAAACCGAUGGAUGUGAUCAGUUUUGCUGCUUCGUCAUCAAUGAUAAUGGAUAAUUAUAAUACAGCGCGGUUGUCCAUAGACCCGUUAAGUACGGCAGCAGCUGUGGCCAGUAUCGAUGAUAUACAAGGUACAGCAGCUUUUCAACAAAACUUCGACAGACUUCAAACAACAGCUUUUGAUCAACUUUGAAAAAUACCUAGUUUAGAAUAUAUAUAGUUGUUAAAGUUAUAAGAGAGUAUAGUGGAAUAUUUUACAUGUUAGUCAUACUCAUAUUUUUAGCUCACCUGAGUAAUGCAAUGCUCGGGGGAGUUUUUGUGAUCGCUCAAUGUCCGGCGUCUGUCUGUAGUCUGUCAACAUUUAGCUUGUGUAUGUGAUGGAGGCUGUAUUUUUCAACUGAUCUUCAUGAAAUUGGUCAGAAUGAUUACCUUGAUGAAAUCCAGGCCAAGUUCGAAAAUGGGUCAUCUGGGGUCAAAAACUAGGUCACUAGGUCAAAUCAAAGAAAAACCUUGUGUAUGCCAUAGAGGCUGUAUUUUUCAAUUGAUCUUCAUGAAUUUUGGUCAGAAUAAUUACCUUGAUGAAAUCUAGGCCAAGUUCGAAAAUGGGUCAUCUUGGGUCAAAAACUAGGUCACUAGGUCAAAUUAAAGAAAAACCUUGUGUAUGUGAUAGAGGCUGUAUUUUUCAAUUGAUUUUCAUGAAUUUUUGUCAGAGUGAUAACCUUGAUGAAGUCCAGGCCAAGUUUGAAAAUGGGUUAUCUGGGGUCAAAAACUAGGUCAUUAGGUCAAAUCAAAGAAAAACCUUGUAUAUGCAAUAGAGGCUGUAUUUUUCAACUGAUCUUCAUGAAAUUUUGUCAGAAUGAUUACCUCGAUGAAAUCUAGGCCAAGUUUGAAAAUGGGUCAUCUGGGGUCAAAAACUAGGUCAAAUUAAAGAAAAACCUUGUGUAUGCGAUAGAGGCUGUAUUUUUCAAUUGAUCUUCAUGAAUUUUGGUCAGAAUGAUUAUCUUGAUGAAAUCUAGGCCAAGUUCGAAAAUGGGUCAUCUAGGGUCAAAAACUAGGUCACUAGGUCAAAUUAAAGAAAAACCUUGUGUAUGCGAUAGAGGCUGUAUUUUUCAAUUGAUCUUCAUGAAUUUUGGUCAGAAUGAUAACCUUGAUGAAAUCUAGGCCAAGUUCGCAAAUGGGUCAUCUGGGGUCAAAAACUAGGUCACCAGGUCAAAUCAAAGAAAAACCUUGUGUAUGCGAUAGAGGCUGUAUUUUUCAACUGAUCUUCAUGAAAUUUUGUCAGAAUGAUUACCUUGAUGAAAUCUAGUCAGUUUCGAAAACGGGUCAUCUGGGAUCAAAAACUAUGUCACCAGGUCAGAUCAAAGAAAAACCUUGUCUAUGCGAAAGAGGCUGUAUUUUUCAACUGAUCUUCAUGAAAUUUUGUCAGAAUGAUUACCUUGAUGAAAUCUAGGCCAAGUUUGAAAAUGGGUCAUCUGUGGUCAAAAAUUAGGUCACUAGGUCAAAUUAAAGAAAAACCUUGUGUAUGUGAUAGAGGCUGUAUUUUUCAAUUGAUCUUCAUGAAUUUUGGUCAGAAUGAUUACCUUGAUGAAAUCUAGGUCAAGUUUGAAUGUGGGUCAUCUUGGAUCAAAAACUAGGCCACUAGGUCAAAUCAAAGGAAAACCUUGUGUGUGCAGUAGGGGCUGCAUUUUACACCGGAUCUUCAUGACAUUUGAUCAGAGUAUUUGUUUGGAUGAAAUCAAGGUUGAGUUUGAAUAUGGGUCAUCUAGGGUCAAAAACUAGGUCACUUGGUCAAAUUAAAGAAAAACCUUGUUAGCUCACCUGUCACAUAGUGACAAGGUGAGCUUUUGUGAUCACGCAGCGUCUGUCGUCCGUCAGUCCGUGCGUCCGUCUAACCGUCCGUCCGUCUGUAAACUUUUGCUUGUGACCACUCUGGAGGUCGUACUUUUUGUGGGAUCUUUAUGAAAGUUGGUCAGAAUGUUCAUCUUGAUGAUAUCUAGGUCAAGUUCGAAAUGGGUCACGUGCCUUCAAAAACUAGGUCAGUAGGUCUAAAAAUAGAAAAACCUUGUGACCUCUCUAGAGGCCAUAUAUUUCACAAGAUCUUAAUGAAAAUUGGUCAGAACGUUCACCUUGAUGAUAUCUAGGUCAUCUUCGAAACUGGGUCACGUGCCUUCAAAAACUAGGUCAGAAGGUCUAAAAAUAGAAAAACCUUGUGACCUCUCUAGAGGCCAUAUAUUUCACAAGAUCUUCAUGAAAAUUGGUCAGAACGUUCACCUUGAUGAUAUCUAGGUCAUCUUCGAAACUGGGUCACGUGCCAUCAAAAACUAGGUCAGUAGGUCUAAAAAUAGAAAAACCGUGUGACCUCUCUAGAGGCCAUAUAUUUCAUGAGAUCAUCAUGAAAAUUGGUCAGAAUGUUCACCUUGAUGAUAUCUAGGUCAAGUUCGAAAGUGGGUCACGUGCCAUCAAAAACUAGGUCAUUAGGUCAAAUAAUAGAAAAACCUUGUGACCUCUCUAGAGGCCAUAUUUUUCAUGGGAUCUGUAUGAAAAUUGGUCUGAAUGUUCAUCUUGAUGAUGUCUAGGUCAAGUUCGAAAGUGGGUCACGUGCCUUCAAAAACUAGGUCAGUAGGUCAAAUAAUAGAAAAACCUUGUGACCUCUCUAGAGGCCAUAUUUUUCAUGGGAUCUGUAUGAAAGUUGGUCUGAAUGUUCAUCUUGAUGAUAUCUAGGUCAAGUUCGAAACUGGGUCAUGUGCAGUCAAAAACUAGGUCAGUAGGUCUAAAAAUAGAAAAACCUUGUGACCUCUCUAGAGGCCAUACUUGUGAAUGUAUCUCCAUAAAAAUUGGUCAGAAUGUUUAUCUUGAUCAUAUAUCUAGGUCAAGUUCGAAAGUGGGUCACGUGCCUUGAAAAAGUAGGUCAGUAGGUCAAAUAAUGAAAAAACGUUGUGACCUCUCUAGAGGCCAUAUUUUUCAUGGGAUCUGUAUGAAAGUUGGUCUGAAUGUUUAUCUUGAUGAUAUAUAGGUCAGGUUUGAAAACUGGGUCAACUGCGAUCAAAAACUAGGUCAGUAGGUCUUGAAAUAGAAAAACCUUGUGACCUCUCUAGAGGCCAUACCCUUGAAUGGAUCUUUAUGAAAAUUGGUCAGAAUGUUCACCUUGAUGAUAUCUAGGUCAGGUUUGAAACUUUGUCACGUGCCUUAAAAAACUAGGUCAGUAGGUCAGAUAAUAAAAAAACCUUGUGACCUCUCUAGAGGCCAUACUUUUCAUGGGAUCUGUAUGAAAGUUGGUCUGAAUGUUCAUCUUGAUGAUAUCUAGGUCAGAUUUGAAACUGGGUCAACUGCGGUCAAAAACUAGGUCAGUAGGUCUAAAAUUAGAAAAAUCUUUUGACCUCUCUAGAGGCCAUAUUUUUCAAGGAUCUUCAUGAAAAUUGAUCUGAAUUUUCACCUUGAUGAUAUCUAGGUCAGUUUCGAAACUGGGUCACGUGCGGUCAGAAACUAGGCCAGUAGGUAUAAAAAUAGAAAAACCUCGUGACCUCUCUAGAGGCCAUAUUUUUCAUGAGAUCUUCAUGAAAAUUAGUGAGAAUGUUCACCUUGAUAUCUAGGUUAAGUUCAAAACAGGGUCACAUAUCUUCGAAAACUAGGUCAAAUAAUAGAAAAACCUUGUGACCUCUCUAGAGACCAUAUUUUUCAAUGGAUCUUCAUGAAAAUUGGUCAGAAUUUUUAUCUUGAUAAUAUCUAGGUCAAUUUCAAAACUGGGUCACAUGAGCUCAAAAACUAGGUCACUAUGUCAAAUAAUAGAAAAAACGACGUCAUACUCAAAACUGGGUCAUGUGGGAAGAGGUGAGCGAUUCAGGACCAUCAUGGUCCUCUUGUUUAUGCAAUGGGGGCUGCAUUUUACACUGGAUAUUUAUAAAAUUUAGUCAGAAUGAUUGCCUUGAUGAAAUCUAGGCCAAGUUCAAAUAUGGGUCAUCUGGGAAACAUGUUUACACUGUUAUGAUGUGUUUCUCAGGUGAUCGACCUAGGGCCAUCUUGGCCCUCUUGUUUUAAUCUUCUAGUAUUGCUUUUGUAGAAUUUCUGCUACAUCCAGCCAAAACUUAUUUACAUUUACAUUCACCUUAUUCUUUUCCGUUGAAAAUUAUAACGUUCAUUUUGUAUGAACAGCAAAAAGAACUUUAGGCCCUGCUUAGUGAUAACUUGCUGCUGUUUAGACAAUGUCUGCUUACAGUCAGGAAGAAUGUUUCUUAGAACAGAAUGGCUGAUUUUAAAUGUUAUAUGCAACAAAAUGUGUGCAAUUUAUAAUAUAACCUUGUUUACAAAUGGAAAGAAAAUAUAAUGUAAAUGUUAGACAUGAAUUUCUUUUUUCCACAGUUCAUGCCAAAUGAAUGACAGAAUAGAAACGACAAAUCCAUGAAUUUACUCUGAAAAAAAAAAGUCAUUUCUUAAAUGAUAAGGAUUUUACAGAAGAAAUGAAAAAUAACCACAUAACAUAUUAAAAUCUUUCACUAGUUAUAGACGCAAAUGGAAAUGUAUAGACUAUUAAACAUAUUUUUCAAACAAAGUAAAACCCAAAGAUAUGUGUAUUUUACCAGUCAGGGGUGUAACUGUUUUAAGUUAUGUAACCUAUUUCAGUUACUUUUUCAAGCAUUUUAUAACCUGUAUUAGUUAUAAAAUAUAGUUAACUCGGGUAAGUUAUUCAAAAAAAGUCUUUUUGCUGUUCUCACAAAGUGACCUUUAAAGUGAAAUUAUUAGCAAACUGGUUGAUCAAAUUCUCUUUUAGUGUGAGCAUGACCGGAUAAGCAUUAAGAGUUUUAUAACCUUAAAACAUUUGCGUAAAACUUGAUCAGCCUUGUGUAAAAAAUUUUACUGCAUAGCUGGAAAGAUAAAAGGUCAAGGAUUCAGGAAAUAAUUGCAUUAGUCUCAUUCAAAAUGAAGAAUUGGCACAGCAGGGCUUUGUAAUAUUUUAUGAUAACUGAAACAAGUUAAUAAAGUUUAAGCAAUAACUCAAAUGGGUUAUAAACUGCGAUAACUUGAAACAGUUACACCCCUGACUGUAAGAUGAUUGUCCAGUCAGUAGUCAAAGCUGUUGCCAGAGAUCCAAACUGGGAAAUUAUCUUUCAUAGUUUUAUUUUUAAAUUUUUGGCUUACUAGCGCAGUUAGAAAGUGUUGAAUUUAGAGGGGUCAGUAGUACAAACUAUGGACUGGCCAUUUAAAUAAGAAGAAGUCAUCUAGUAGUGACAUCUAAAGUAUAGUAUGCAUUAUGUUAACAUAUGCAUGAAAUAUUGGUGUAACUUACUUUGUAUUAUAGAAAAUUAUUUUACAUAGGCCAGGGCACUAUAUAAGAAUCUUGUUUUCUGACACUUCUAUUCUAUUCUAUUCUGUUUCUUGAUAUUCAAUGUCUAUUUUCUCAUAUAGAAUACAGGUAAUAUAUUUGGACUUCUUUUCAUGUCCUAAACAGUUGUUUGAUAUUGUGUAAUUUUUUUAGUUACAAAUUUUGUAGGUAGAAAAGAUUUUGUUUUUUGAAAAAUGUGCAAUUUAUUAUAAGGCAGACACAUACCUAGUUUGUGGUAAAUUUUACUUUAAAAAAAUGAUUUAAAAUCAGAAGUUAGGAUAAAUAGAACAUUAGGUUACUGUCUUUGUAAAUUUUAAUUUGUUAGGUUUGUCUUAGAUUUUGUUGAGACUUAAGAGAUUUUCAAAUUCUAGUAUGUUUGAAUUAUGCUGUAGUUUUGCCCAGAACAGGGGUUCAUUUGUUGCUUAUUGUCCACCUGUGGGUCGGUCGGUUUACCAUUUGGUUUCAUGAUAAUAACUAGAGAAGCUCAGGUUUCACGAUGGUCAGUUUUCAUAGGAUAAUGGCUUAUGGUCAGUUGAUGACCUCUUUUAUUGUUUGGGAGUCAUUUUGCUAAAGGUCAAGGUCAGAGUGAUCUCGGGGGACUGAAAACGGGACAAGCCACAAUGCUGGGCAUACAUGUUUCAUGAACAGCUUUUGUUUCAUUAAUUUUUCAACCAUAAAUAAAGGCAGAUUAUUGUGCAAAUAAAUGGUUUCUGUGUGCAUGAUAAUGUUUACAUUGAUUUAAUUGAAAUGUUUUAACUUUGUUUUAAUUUUUUUAAAAUUAUUUUCGGUAUGCAGUUUUACAAAUACAGAAAUGUGCUUUGAAUUUUCAUUUCAAAUUCAUUUACAUGCUUUUGUACAUAAUAUUAUAGCCUUAUAUUUCUAACAAGAGCACGGUAAAACUGGGGUAUAGUUAAUGCAGUUUAAGUGAAAACACAGAUAUAAAGAACAUUUUUUUUAGUCACUGACUUUUUCCCAUUUCUAUUUUGUUACAAUACCUGGUAUCAACAGCUACAACAAAAGCAGUUAUAGUGAAAAUUCAUAAGGAAGUUGUGUUUCGGUCCGAAAGCGACAGAAAAAUCAAAUGUUAUAGCAAACAGAUUCAGGGCGUGUGAAUCUUUCCCACAAAUCAAAAUUAAGGAAUGUUGAAAUGCAACAAGAAUCUGGUGUUUGUAUUAAAACAUGUGUACCAGAUAUCAGCUGAUUAUAUAGAAGUAUCCGGCUCUUUCAUUUUUAGUUCCACUAUUCGGAAGAUAGGGGUGCUAUUCUACUCGCCCCGGAGUCGGCGUGUCACUUUCUUGGUUAAAGUUUUUCGGCAACCUUUGUUUUUCUGUCGUAUGUUUGUUACUAUUGCUUGUAUCUUACUGUAAGUUCACAUAAACAUUGUCCAGCAUACAAACAAAGUAUGUUCAGGGGCUGGGCCCAUUAUAUCCAAGGUCAAGGUCACCAAGUUGCUAUACUUGGAAUUAUUUUCAUGUUGAAUUUUUUCAAAAGCUUCGUUUAUAGACAUAUCUUUGGUACUUUAAAAGAUAAUGACUUGAAAUUAAAAAUAUUUCUUUAUAAUCAUCAUCUGCAUGUGUGGUUGCAAUCCCCAUAUCUCUAAUUGUAUUUUUGACAGAAUUAUGACCCUUUUGUUCUUAAAGUUUUUUGGAAAUCUUCGCUUUCUGGAUAUAACUUUAGUACAAUAUAAGAUAAAUGAGUUGAAACUUAAAAUGUAUCUUUAUCAUCAAUCAUCUGCAUGUGUGGUAACAAUCCCCAUAACUGAUUUGUAUUUUUGACCAAAUUAUGCCCCUUUCAUACUUAAUUUUUUUUUUUUGAAUUUAGACAUAAAUUCAUUUUACUGUCAAAUUGCCAAAUUGUAGAGUUUGCUGUCUUACAGACAGCUCUUGUUAUUUUGUACAUUUACAAUAAUUUAUUUUAUGCUAACUAAUGAAAUACCGUAUUCUAUCAGUUAAAUAUUUUCAUAUCUCAUCGCUCACACUGUGAAAAUAUGAAAUCUUUAUUUUCACACUGUGAGAGAUAUGAGCUCCGCCCCCUCAUACAUUGUGUAUGAAUUUUAAAUUAUUUGCUUAAAACAGGAUGAAAAGUAUAGUCGCACUUUGUUCUUUAUAAUAUAUUUCUCGAUUCAAAUUAUUUUACUGAAAGAGAAUUUCAUACUGUUACGCAGCAAAAUAUAAAACAAAAUGGAACUUUAUGUUGCAUGCGUCUUUAUAACGUCACAGCACGUCUGACGUCAUGUCUGUUUACGCGCGUUUGUUUCCCGCGCUGAGAUUAAAACAGUUGCAAAAUGCAUUUCUCAACGUAAUUGAGCAUAAGGUAAAAAGGAAAUUUGUUUGUUUUUCGUGAAUAUGGAAUAUAUCUCACCUCGAAGUGAGAAAAUUUUCACAUUUUCACUCGAGCUACGUGCUCGUGAAAAUAUUUGAAAUUUUCUCACUUCUCAGUAAGAUAUAUUCCAUAUUCACUCAAAACAAACAAAUAUCCUCUAUAUAUUUACUAAAAUAGAGCUGUUACAGCAAUUGGGUUACUACUAUGUAUGUUAAAUCAAAAUAUUUACUGUUACUUAAAAAAUGAUUUAAAAUAACUUUCAGAAAUACAGUACAACCUCUCCAGAGCGGCCCUCUCUUAACCAAAACCCUCUAUAACAACAUGAUCAAAAUAUCCCUAAGCUGAAAUAUAUUAUCAAAUUUACCUCUCCAGAACAACAACCUCUACAUAACAGUCAAUAUUUGUAUCUCCUAAAGGGUGUUGCUCUACAGAGGUUGCACUGUAUAGAUUUUCUUUUAGGAUAGGUAGCAGACAGGGAAUGUCAUACAAAUUAUGGCAUGAAUACACUAAAUAACUGGUCUUCUUUAAUCUCUAUAAAACUGAGAAACUUGCAGUAGAUGAAGCACAUACCAGGAUAUUGUGUUUUGUCAUUAUUUUUAAAACUAAAAUGUUAUAUUUUUUUUUUUGUCGUUAGGUUCAUUGUUUUGUAUAUUUUGUUUAAAAGUUGAUAUAUGCUCUGUAUAUAUUAUAUUUAUUGUGUAUGCAAUAUUAAAUCUUAUUGUUUUGUGUAAAUGCCAUUUUAUUUGAAUAUUUUAUUUAGAAACCUUUGAAUUAGUGCAUAGAUUUUAUAUGUACAAGUUGUAACGACGGACAACUAGAAUUUGGAAAGUCAUUCGUUUUAAGACUUGACUUCGUUGGAGCUGGACUCCUAGGUUGAGCUUUCUUUUAUGUAGAACAGGAAUAUAUUGCUUCGUUUAGGUCUCUUGAGUAGACCAUUCGGUUGAGGUCAGUCAAAAGCCAGAGAAUGCAGUUACAUGUACAUAUUGCCCUUAAGUUGAGCUUAUUGGGAAGACUACCCGUGGUCAGUAGAUGACCCCUGUUGUGUGUGGGGUCAGAAGUUCAGUGUCAUAUUGACAUUACUGAUUAAAAUGAUGGGAAUCACAUUCAACUUUUUAUGAGGAUUAAAUGUGGUCAGUAGUUGAUCCUUUGUUUUCCUUUUUUUAGAUGGGAGGUCAAUCAUUAUUUGCAUUAAUCAAAAACUGUUAAAUCACUUGCAAUUGCAAGGACAGUUGGUAACAUAUAUAGUUAUCUCUAACAGGCUGUCACUGGGGCAUGCAAACAACUUUAGUUCUUUCUCUGGCAGUUAUGGUACCUUACGAGAGGAGCACAACUCUCUCUCUCUCUGAAUUUUAUUAGUCGUGUCUUGGUCAUUAAAAGUCAGUUUUAUAGAUAUGUAGCUUCGCACUUUCUGCAUUUGCCUCCUGAUAGAAAUGGUAAUAGUGUAAUACCAUUUGAUAAGAAGAAACUUUGAGAAAUGUGCAUUUUCAGGUUAUUUAUGUUUGUAUUACAUUAAAUAUUGUAUUCAUUUAAGUUUUUCCAGAUUUUAUAAGUGUGUAUGAAUCAGACAGUGAAUAUGUUGUCUUUACCCUCAUAUUUAGUCACCGAGCAACUGCAGUAAAUCAUGUCUUUACUUAAUAAUUAUACAUGUACUCUCAUAUAAAGUGAAAUUGUUCUUUCUACGAUUUGCUUCUUUUAACCGGAGAGUGGAUUACGUCUAGAUACUUUAUUUUGUCACUAAAAAUCAAGGAAGGGGGCUUUACCUGUUAUUUGUGUUGUCCAUUUUUAUGUCAGUCUGUAAGGUGUACACACAUUCCAUUUCCAGGUAACUUCUGUGGUUUGAAUCGUUUUGAGCACUUGUGAAAGGAAUGAUCAGUAUCAGGCAUUUUGCCUGUCAUCAGAAUAUCUGUUUGAUUCAUUUAGAACUUCAUUGAUUUUGUUUAGAUUUGUUUUAUGGCAUAUUCUGGUCAGCUGAUCUUUGUCAGAGUUACUGGCCUUAACUAUAUGUAUAUGUAUUUUUUUGAGAACACAGCUGAUUUUUUUUUAAACAUGGUAGCCAAGGAAUUAUCAAUAUCAGGUCUUUUUUUUCAAAAUAAAGAUAUAUUCAUUUAUAAUAAACUGAUUUUUAUGCAGUUGUGGGUCUUAGAUUUCUGUCUUUGUGUUUCUUGUCGUAUUUUGUUAAAAAGUGGUACAGAUAAUUGUCGAGUCACAUUUGUGCAUCAGUCUGCCAGUUCUUUUUAGCUCACCUGUCACAUAGUGACAGGGUGAGCUUUUGUGAUCGCCCUUCGUCCGUCGUCCGUCCACAAUUUCUUGUCUGCACGAUAGAGGUUUCAUUUAUGAUUUUAUUUUAACCAAACAUGCACCCAACUUGUAUUACCAUAAGAUCUCGGUUCCUUUCUUGAACUGGCCAGAUCCCAUUAUGGGUUCCAAAGUUAUGGCCCCUGAAAGGGCCAGAAUCAGCUAUUUUGACCUUGUCUGCAUAAUAGCAGCUUCAUUUAUGAUUUGAUUUUUACCAAACUUGCACACAACUUGUAUCACCAUAAGAUCUCGGUUCCUUUCUUGAACUGGCCAGAUUCCGUUAUGGGUUCCAGAGUUAUGGCCCCUGAAAGGGCCAAAAUUAGCAAUUUUGACCUUGUCUGCACAGCAGCAGCUUUAUUUAUGAUUUGAUUUUUACCAAACUGGCACACAACUUGUAUCAUCAUAAGAUCUCGGUUCCUUUCUUGAACUGGCCAGAUUCAAUUAUGGGUUCCAGAGUUAUGGCCCCUGAAAGGGCCAAAAUGAGCUAUUUUGACCUUGUCUGCACAAUAGCAGCUUCAUUUAUGAUUUGAUUUUAACCAAACUGGCAUACAACUUGUAUCAUCAUAAGAUCUUGGUUUUCUUUCUGGAACUGGCGAGAUUCCAUUAUGGGUUCCAGAGUUAUGGCCCCUGAAAGGGCCAAAGUUAGCUAUUUUGACCUUGUCUGCACAGUAGCAGCUUCAUUUAUGAUUCGAUUUUAACCAAACUUGCACACAACUUGUAUCACCACAAGAUCUUGGUUCUUUUCUUGAACUGGCCAGAUUUCUUCAUGGGUUCCAGAGUUAUGGCCCCUUAAAGGUCCAAAAUUGGCUAGUUUGGCUUUUGCAGCCAUAUAGAGACUUCAUUUAUGGUUUUAUUUGAUACAAACUUCCAAAAUAACUUCAACAACAAUAAUUCUUUGAUUCCAUGACAAAUCAGAUCCAAGCGUAGGUUCAGAGUUAUUUUAUAUCUGAUUACCUCCCCUGAUUGUAAUCAGAAUGGAUUUAUAUCAGUAAGUACUUAUAGUACUUAUUUGAAAUUUCAUUAUUGUCAUUAGUUGGACUGAGCCAGUCAGGGUAGAUAACUAUGGACUGAUUUUAUGUCAAAUUACCUCCCUUUAUUUCAAAUUAAAAUGGGUAUAUCUUCGUAACUAAUGAAGAUACUGAUCUGAAAUUUCAUUUAUGUCAACAGAUUUAUUCGGCAGAUCCUUCUUUUCUUCACUUACAAUAAUUUUUUUUGUUUUUAAUUACUUCCCUUUUACGUUACUAUAAAUGGCUUAUUUUUAGUAACUUUUUUAUUAUUGGCCAUAAGGAAAAACCGAGACCACUUUUCUGUGGUACAACAUGGAUGGUACCUCCAAUUUGUAGGUGUAUUUUGACAUAUCUGUACCUUGUAAGAAUUUUUUUUCUUUUUGGUUAAAUUUCUUCCCUUUGUUGUUAAUGUCCUUUGGACUUAGAUAUUUUUUCUGAGGACCUUCUUGUCCUCAAGUGCAAUGAUAACAGGUGAGCGAUAUAGGGCCAUCAUGGCCCUCUUGUUGAUUGUUCUUUAUUAGAGGUAUGGGACUUCUUUUCAUGUACUCAUAAAUGUUUUGAUGUUUUGUCGGAUUGUAUUCAAACUUUCUAAACUGUGUUGGUGCCCCGUAAAACCCAAAUAAAAUAAAUUAAAAAAAAAUUACUACUGCAAGGUCUUCUUCCAUAAUUUGAUACUCUUUUUGUCCAGUCAUGUGACACCACACCUUUCUGCCUUUUCAACAUAUGUUUUUUUAACAAGACAUUAUAGCUUUUGUUUGUAAAGACAUUAAAUAUUGGUGAGCAUUUAUGACUUUUAUUGGCCAGUCAUGUGACACCACACCUUUCUGCCUUUUCAACAUAUAUCUUUUUUAACGAGACAUUACCUGUAUAGCUUUUGUUUGUAAAAGACAUUAAAUAUUGGUGAACAUUUAUGGUAUAUAACAUGUAGUCUUUUUUUAUCUAUUUAAUUUAUUGAAGUAUUGUUUUAUAUUUAAUAUUCUAUCAUGUUUUUUAGUCAUUGUUAAGUACAGUGCUUUUUGUUGUUCAAAAUGCCAAGUAGGACUUGUAGUAUUCACUGGUUUUAAAUGGCAGAAUAUUGUUAUAAAUGUUUGGCAAAUUUAACACAGAAAUCAUGUUAUCAUGUUGUAUACCUGUACAUGCGCAGAGUAAAACAAGUGUAAUACAG